Messenger RNA from Fukomys damarensis (Damara mole-rat), 2040 nucleotides. RefSeq names its product forkhead box N3 (gene Foxn3). Bases 306 to 1763 code for a protein of 485 amino acids. The transcript has 9 exons. Lineage: Eukaryota; Metazoa; Chordata; Mammalia; Rodentia; Bathyergidae. Gene Ontology annotation, cellular component: nucleus. Gene Ontology annotation, molecular function: DNA-binding transcription factor activity; cis-regulatory region sequence-specific DNA binding. The record is from RefSeq and is a predicted model, not a curated record. Gene Ontology annotation, biological process: regulation of DNA-templated transcription.
UCACGCUCUGUGAAGCAGUUCUAAAAACACUCUAUCCUGAAAGAUUCAGUCCUUCAAUAACUAUCCAGGAAAUAAAGAGCCUCUAGAAGUAUCGUUUUAUGAUGAUGGAAGCCCCUUUGUCCAUUCUGUGACGGAGGCGGAGCGAUGCUGACCUUGGAAUCCUGGACCCAGUCCAACUCAGGUGGAAACAGUGAGGCCACAGCAUCAUCAAGUGCAGGACCAGUGUCAAAGGGUGUUUCAUCUGUCACUCCAUGCUGCUCCUUGAAUUCCGGCUCUGCUCAUGCAUUUGAGGAGCCUUCACGUAAAUGGGUCCAGUCAUGCCUGCCAGCAAGAAGCCAGAAAGCUCAGGAAUUAGUGUGUCCAGUGGACUGAGUCAGUGUUACCCGGGCAGCGCUUUCUCCAAGACCCUUCAGGAAGACGAUGACCUCGACUUUUCCCUGCCUGACAUCAGAUUAGAAGAGGGGACCAUGGAAGAUGAGGAGCUGACCAACCUGAACUGGCUGCAUGAGAGCAAGAACUUGCUGAAGAGCUUCGGGGAGUCGGUCCUCAGGAGUGUCAGCCCCGUCCAGGAGCUGGACGACGACACCCCUCCGUCCCCCGCCCACUCUGACAUGCCCUACGAUGCCAGGCAGAACCCCAACUGCAAGCCCCCCUACUCCUUUAGCUGCCUCAUAUUUAUGGCCAUCGAGGACUCUCCAACCAAGCGCCUGCCGGUGAAGGAUAUCUACAACUGGAUUUUGGAACAUUUUCCGUAUUUUGCGAAUGCACCUACUGGGUGGAAAAACUCAGUGAGACAUAAUUUGUCACUGAAUAAGUGUUUUAAGAAAGUGGACAAAGAGAGGAGUCAGAGUAUCGGGAAAGGGUCAUUGUGGUGCAUAGACCCAGAGUAUAGACAAAAUCUAAUUCAGGCUUUGAAAAAGACACCCUACCACCCACCUCCCACUCCUCAGGCAUAUCAAAGCACAUCAGGUCCACCCAUCUGGCCGGGCAGUACCUUCUUCAAGAGAAAUGGAGCCCUUCUGCAAGAUCCUGACAUUGAUGCUGCCAGUGCCAUGAUGCUUUUGAAUACUCCCCCUGAGAUACAAGCAGGUUUUCCUCCAGGAGUGAUACAAAAUGGAGCACGCGUUCUGAGCCGAGGGCUGUUCCCUGGCGUCCGGCCAUUGCCAAUCACUCCCAUUGGAAUGACGGCAGCCAUGAGGAAUGGCAUCACUAGCUGCCGGAUGCGGACUGAGAGCGAGCCAUCGUGUGGCUCCCCCGUGGUCAGUGGAGACCCCAAGGAGGAUCACAACUAUAGCAGUGCCAAGUCCUCCAACGCCCGGAGCACCUCGCCUGCCAGCGACUCCAUCUCCUCCUCCUCCUCCUCCUCAUCCUCAGCUGAUGACCACUAUGAGUUUGCCACGAAGGGGAGCCAGGAGGGCAGCGAAGGCAGUGAAGGGAGUUUCCACAGCCACGAGAGCCACAGCGAAACGGAAGAGGAUGACAGGAAGCCCAGCCAGAAGGAGGCCAAGGAUGCUUUGGGGGACAGCGGGUACGCAUCCCAGCACAAGAAGCGCCAGCACUUCGCCAAGGCCAGGAAGGUCCCCAGCGACACGCUGCCCCUCAAAAAGAGACGCACAGAAAAGCCCCCAGAGAGCGAUGAUGAGGAGAUGAAAGAGGCAGCCGGGUCGCUCCUGCACUUAGCAGGGAUCCGGUCCUGUUUGAACAACAUCACCAAUCGGACGGCAAAGGGGCAGAAGGAACAAAAGGAAACCACAAAAAAUUGAAAACAAGUCACUGAUUUGUUUUGAACUUAUGGCCAUUUGGUUUCAGCAUGUCAGGAGAUUUCUAAUGAUUUGUGGCAAUAUCAGCAAUUUUUUUUCUUUUCUUUUUUUCUUUUGGUUUGGUUUUCUUUCUUUUCUUUUCCUUUUUUAAUUUGCCCCCUCUCCUUUGCUUUGGACCCUUAAGAAUUUUAUGUUUAAAGGAGAUUGAAGCCAUAGAACUCAUAUUGACACUCAGCUGUUUUACAAAAGCUUUUCAUUAUCUGAGGACAAAACCGAAAAA